Messenger RNA from Sinocyclocheilus rhinocerous, 2225 nucleotides. RefSeq names its product EF-hand and coiled-coil domain-containing protein 1-like. The coding region runs from base 184 to 2040 and encodes 618 amino acids. The record is from RefSeq and is a predicted model, not a curated record. The transcript has 10 exons. NCBI's taxonomy places the organism in Eukaryota, Metazoa, Chordata, Actinopteri, Cypriniformes, Cyprinidae.
CCCAAAGGGUGGAGUGCGUCUUUUGAAGACGCACACAACCACAAUCCCUGAAGGAAGAGGUUGAGAAAAGGAUUUAAAGUCAACAAUGCAUUUUGAAUCAAGUUAAUCAUUAGGCUAAAUGUUAUAGGCUAUACAAAAUUGGCACUGUAAUGUAAAGUGUUACUUUUUAUACUCCUAUCUGUCAUGCAGGUUUCGCGGAUCCGCGCGGCGCGUAAAAGUGAGUGGCUCAAAUGCGCGCUAACGCACCACUUCAGCCCAGAUCCCUGCGUGGAAAACGAGAUCGUGGUUUUGGCCAUCGGUGUGGACCAGUAUCUCCAGGAGGUGUUUCAUCACCUCGCCUUUUACCACGGUGAUGACCUCGUCUCGAAUGAGGACUUUAGGAGUCUGUGUUUGAUUUUGGGGAUCCCCGCGAGCGCAGAGACCGAGAACGGCACCUCAGAGCACCGGGAUAUUUGCGAUGGACUUCCUCUUGUGCUGAACUGUAAAGACUUCCACGCACGGCUUUGUGGGGUUUUCACGCUGAAAGCGCAGGAAGGACAGACCGGAGUUCGACUUCCGGUCAGCGAGGAGACCGAGCACAUCGAGCGGGAGAUCAGGCUCCGGUGUCCCCGCGUCCGGAGGAGAAAGUGCGUCAGCUUUGAUCUGUCUGCCGACCAACAGAACCGGAGGAGGUCAGUGAGGAGAUCCGGACCCUCUCAGAAUCCGGAUCAUUUAAAGAGCUCUGCUGUGGAACCCAAGAGAAACGCAGUGGAUAUGAACCCUCAGAGGAGAUGGCAGGACCAGCUGGAGCUGGAGAACGCCAGUCUGAGGGAGCUGGUGGAGGACUUGCGUUCUGCCCUCCAGAGCAGCGACGCACGGUGUUUGGCACUGGAGGUGGCCUUAUGCCGAAAAGAUGUGCCGUCCCAACAUACUGCUGGAGGAACCCCUGAAAAACAGGACUGCAAAACAAAAACACAACAAUCCAAACACAUGGAAUGGGACUCCAGAAGAAGCACUAAAGACCUCCUACGAGAGCUGGAACUGAUCCGUGCUUCUCGCGAUGGACAGCUGGAGGAAGCCAUGCGGUUUAACCAGAGGUUAGAGGAAGAGCUGAUGGCGUCUUAUGGAGAGAUUAGCAGGAUGCAGGAGAUGCUGGACAGCGUCCGGACGGAAAACACGCAGAUUAAGAAGAGGACAGAAGAGGUCAGAAAGUCACUGGCCGCAGGGCUGGAGGGUGUGAGGACCUUACAAGACCAGGCUCGACAAGCUGACCUGCUCCGAGAACAAGUCCAGAGUCUGGAGAGCCAGCUGGAGAAGUUCAGGGCCCAGUGCACCUGCCCAGAGCUGAAUAUGAACAAAACUGAAAUGCUAGCUGAACCAGGUGGGUCUGGAUUUCCCUCCCCCACCAGUCAUGAUGAUGCCAGAAGAGAAGAAGACCUGCAGAGGUCAGUAGAGGGUCAGGCAGCAUCCGAUGAGGAAGAGGAGGAGAGGAGCGUAGAUGAAGGACAGUGCUGCCACCUGGAGGUGAAACGGCUGAUCAACAGAUUACACAGCUGUGCCAAAGGGUGUCAGAAAGCUGCUAUCUGUAACUGGCUUAUCUCUCAGAGCUCCGCUCAUAGCAAAGACACUAAAGCAUGCAUGUGGAUUCCUCAAGCGGAUGAGAGGGGAAAUCAAGCGGGAAAGGUGAGAGUUAAAGAACAAUCUAUGAUCUAUGAUAAUGGAAUAUCAUACACCACAUCAUCUCUAACGAACGCCUGUCUUCUCUGUCACAUGAAGCAGAAAGAGGUGGAGAGUUUGAGAGUUUAUCAUUCACUGCUGGAGGAGAGACUGACUGAUGCGCUCACGUUACUGCUGCAGAUACCACAUAAAAGAGUCUCUCGCAGGAUCUUGGGGAAAAUACUGAUCAACACACUAGAUCUGUGUACUAGAAAAAGCCACGACUGCACUCCGGUGGUUCUGGUGGUGGACACACUGUGCCGGCAGCUCCUCUCCAGUGACCUCCUGGAUGGAGGAGAGGAGGUCAGCGUUGGGUCACGACCUUCUGGGACCUCAGGUCACUGAAACACAUCCAACCCCCUUCUGAUGUCCUGCUGAGAUUUUACAGAUGUCCUACUUUACAUGAGGUGUUGUGAAGGUCCACCCCAAACAUCUGUCAGAUGACAAAGACCCUCAGUAGUCAAAGGAAGCAGUGUGGAUCAGUCACCCACAUCUGUGUCCCGAUCUCCAAUUAGCCACAGGAUGUGGAA